Synchiropus splendidus (mandarinfish) is the source of this 3730-nucleotide messenger RNA. RefSeq names its product protein kinase, AMP-activated, alpha 1 catalytic subunit (gene prkaa1). Lineage: Eukaryota; Metazoa; Chordata; Actinopteri; Syngnathiformes; Callionymidae. Bases 77 to 1783 code for a protein of 568 amino acids. The transcript is spliced from 9 exons. Gene Ontology annotation, cellular component: cytoplasm. The record is from RefSeq and is a predicted model, not a curated record. Gene Ontology annotation, molecular function: ATP binding; AMP-activated protein kinase activity. Gene Ontology annotation, biological process: protein phosphorylation; intracellular signal transduction.
CUCUGGAGCGGAGGAGCUUGGUCCACCUCUGCCAGGCAGCAGCUUCCUCACCCCGCAGCAAGGCCACUGCGGGAAGAUGGCGACUGAAAAAAACAAGCAUGAAGGAAGAGUGAAAAUCGGACACUACAUUCUCGGAGACACGCUCGGAGUGGGUACUUUUGGGAAAGUGAAAGUGGGCCAACAUGAGCUGACUAAGCACCAAGUUGCUGUGAAGAUCCUGAAUCGACAGAAGAUCCGGAGUUUGGACGUGGUGGGAAAGAUCCGCAGAGAGAUCCAGAACCUCAAGCUCUUCAGACACCCUCACAUAAUUAAACUGUAUCAGGUCAUCAGCACGCCGACAGAUAUCUUUAUGGUGAUGGAAUACGUCUCCGGCGGGGAGCUGUUCGACUACAUCUGCAAAAAUGGAAAGCUGGAUGAGAAAGAGAGUCGUCGACUGUUCCAGCAGAUCAUCUCAGCUGUUGAUUACUGCCACCGGCACAUGGUGGUGCAUCGAGACCUCAAACCAGAAAACGUGCUGCUUGACGCACACAUGAAUGCCAAGAUCGCAGACUUCGGUUUGUCAAACAUGAUGUCUGACGGAGAGUUCCUUCGAACAAGUUGCGGUUCUCCGAACUAUGCCGCUCCCGAGGUCAUCUCAGGAAGGUUGUAUGCAGGUCCAGAGGUGGACAUCUGGAGCAGUGGAGUCAUUCUUUACGCCUUGUUGUGCGGGACACUUCCGUUUGACGAUGACCAUGUGCCAACGCUCUUCAAGAAGAUCUGUGACGGCAUCUUUUUCACGCCGCAGUAUCUCAACCCUUCAGUUAUCAGCCUGCUCAAACACAUGCUGCAGGUGGACCCAAUGAAGAGAGCAACCAUCAAGGAGAUCAGAGAGGAUGACUGGUUCAAGCAGGACUUGCCCAAGUACCUGUUCCCCGAGGACCCGUCAUACAGCAACAACAUGAUUGAUGACGAGGCCUUGAAAGAGGUGUGUGAGAAAUUUGAGUGCACAGAGGAAGAGGUUCUCUCCUGCAUAUACAGUCGCAACCACCAGGAUCCACUAACGGUCGCCUACCACCUUAUCAUCGACAAUCGACGCAUCAUGAGCGAAGCCAAGGAUUUCUACCUGGCGUCCAGCCCCCCUGACUCUUUUCUAGACGACCAGCACUUGACCUCGGGGGCAUCAGUGGUCAAGCCUCACCCUGAGCGCGUUCCCUUUCUUGUGGCGGAGACUCCCCCGAGGCCUCGCCACACUCUGGAUGAGUUAAAUCCCCAAAAAUCCAAGCACCAAGGAGUCAGAAGGGCCAAAUGGCACCUGGGUAUCCGUAGCCAAAGCAGACCUAACGAUAUAAUGUCAGAGGUGUGUCGUGCCAUGAAGCAGCUGGAUUACGAGUGGAAGGUCGUAAAUCCUUACUAUUUACGUGUGAGAAGGAAGAACCCGAUCACCGGCAUGCAAACCAAGAUGAGCCUUCAACUGUACCAGGUGGACAGUAGAACCUACCUCCUCGACUUCAGAAGCAUUGACGAUGACAUGAUGGAAACCAAAUCUGGCACUGCUACUCCUCUUCGCUCCGGCUCGGUGGGCAACUACCGCACCACAAUUAAGAGUGACAGUGAUGGCGCAGAUGCUCCGUCGACAUCGGCCACCGCACACCCCCCGAAGGCAGCGGAAGGCUCAUUAGCUUCAUCUUUGACCUCAUCCAUCGACUCGACAGGCGGGGACAACUCGCUGGUACCUCGACCGGGAAGCCACACCAUCGAGUUCUUCGAGAUGUGCGCCAAUCUUAUUAAACUACUUGCACGAUAGCUCGCAAAAAACAAUCGCUAGCCUUGUUUCCUCUCCGAGUGUCUUUAUAGCAAUAAGCAUGCAAUCAACUCAUGGCUCAAUUCAUCCCAGCUGAGGAUGAAAUGGUUGUUCCAUGGCUCUGAUGCAGGUUCCCGAAGCCGAAAGGGAAUUAUACUGAGCUGGCAGGGAAUGUAGGAGGGAGAUCUGAUAGACGAAGCCACAAAAUGGCGAGUAGAGAUCUGGAGAGGGCUUAACUGUUUCCUGAUCAGUUUAAGACCAAACGUCCCGCUUCUAUACAAAAGUGACGACCAAAUCUCCAUAGUGCAGCCGAUCAACACCAGACUCCAGCGCAGAUCAAGUUUCAUGCCCUGCAGACAAGGCUGCCACACGUGGAGGGCUGAGGCAUUUGGGUGGUGACCUUGUAGGAAGCGGGAGGCAGUUUUGCACAAGUUUCUCUCAUGUCCUGCUGCUCUCGUGUGUCAGUGAUGUUUCAGGACGCUAUGUAGACUUCGACGAGGUUUGCCAUGUGCUUAUUGGGCUGUAAAGAAGUGCAAUGACCCUCCAUGUUCCUGUCUUGUCCAGACAAACGUGCGCGUCAUUAGAAUUUUUCCUCUGUUUGAGACAAAAAUCUACACAUUGUCCUUGAUGUAAUCUUUUUUGGAAAUUGUCUGUCCCCUACAUUUUUAUAUAAAGACAAAUAUAUUUAUCAGUGCAUUACUUGGAUGCGUGUUCUCUGGAUGUAUUGCUGAGAGGUCUGUUGUGUCCAUCUAGUUUUAAGAAUCCACAUCAUCUUUUGCUUUUCAUCAAUCAGACUCCUCCUGAUACUUGAUUUCUUCUCCACGUAACUGCUUUUUACAAUUUUAAAAUUCCUGAACUGUAUCAUACUUUGUGUCUCAAAGUGAGACCGUCACUUAUGUUGUAUUGCUAUAAGUUGUUUUAGGGUUAGGUUAACAAUUUGGAUAGAAUUGUUUAGUGAUGCGCCACUUGCCUGCGUUUGAUCCAACGAUACAUUUUUGAUUCCAUCAGCCCAAGAUAGUUGCGGUAACACACACACUCCGUUGGGAGAAACCUGUCAUAUGUUUGAUCAUGAUGUAGAAUAGAUGGCUCGAAAUCACUAUCUUAAUGGAUUAUAUUUCUGCUGAUAAAGCUAAUGAAUGUAAUCUUUUUUUUUUUUUUUUUUUUUUUCAGUGCAAGCUCACAUGGUGUUUGAUGUAAUCAAUCACAACAUGUAUUAUUCAUCCUUCUUGAUUUUUGUGUCCAAAGUCUUACAUGGUGUCUGUUGUUGGCUGCCUUAUCACAAAUAUCAGUACUGUUAAUCAGUCAAAAGUUGGUGCCGGUCAGAUUAGUCCAUCUCUUUCUGUAGAGGGUGAACAUUCUUGAAAAUUUUUGUUGAUGUUACUUCAUCGUGUUUUAAUAGUUUGGGAUUUCACUAUUAAUCUCCACCCUUUUAAGACUAUAUAAAUAAUAUGUGCUUUUUUUUUUUUCUUGCCGACAGCAAACUUCGGGAUUGGUUUAAAGGUUUCCAGCUCAACACAGCUUUAAAAAUGUAUCUUAUUUGUAUGUGCAAAACAUGAGAUUUCAUGACAAUUUCUGAUCGUCUGGUGUGGCAGGUUUGGAGUUACUUCUAGUUAUUCGUCCUAAUCUCAAAUUCAUGGACCACACAAAUCAGGCUGUUAACCUAAAAUAUGUGAGAUCCACGUUAUUGUUUUUGAAGGGCAGUUGCAAGUUUUUACUGCGAAACCGUUCGUGUUUACAUGACUUGUUUUGUGGAAAAGUUGAAUGUGUGGAAAACGUGACUUAUAGAGAAACGGACAGAUCUGUCUAAACUGUGUGGAAGAAUUAUUGUUCUAUUUUUAUUUGGUGUGUAAAGGGACCCUAAAUUGACCAGUGUAAAAUCUGAACGGACAGUGUUUAAAUCAUUUGUAUACACAACUGCCUAAUAAACUGCUGAAUUGCACUCAAAUUUUC